CUUCGCAAUAACCUUCUGUAUAAGAACGAGAUUUGCUGUCAAUUUUAACACUAUUUUAGUUUGAAGACUCCCAAAAUGAGCACUCGCGGUGUUAUUUACUUUGUGUUGUUUGUUGCGGUGAAUUGUAAAAUCCCCGAUUACAUAAACGUAUGUUCACAAAAUGAUAAAGACUUGGCCUCGUGCAUCACAAAUUCGAUAAAUUCAUUGAAACCUCGCCUCUUAUCUGGAAUACCAGAGCUGGGAGUCCCCGCACUGGAACCUUUGGAGCUCGACACACUACGCAUCCUCGGUCAAAGCUCACUCUCUACCAACCUAUCCGAUGUAAAAGCAUGGGGCGUUUCUGAAUUUAAAAUAUUAAAGCUCACACCCAAAAUUACCAAGAACUCGAGACACUUCAAAUUUGAAGUUCAUAUCCCUAAACUUCACGUUAGGGGUAAUUACGUAAUUAACACCAGAUUGGCGUUUAUUGAUUUGAAAGGUUCAGGACCGUUUAAUGCUAAUAUAACAAACCCCCACUUCGAAUGCGUCUUAUUGGGCAAAAAGGUACAGAUAAACGGUGAAAAUCACCUAAAAUUUGUGGACGUACAGUGCGUUAUAAAAUCCGUUGACAAUUCAAAAAUUUAUUUUGAAAAUCUGUUUAAUGGCGAUCCUGUUAUCGGAAAGGCUGUAAACGACGCCAUUGAUGACAAUUCUGAAGCACUGUUCACUGAAGCUAGGCCAAAUAUUGUAGAAGCCGUUACCAAAAAGCUUCUCGAGGUAGCAAAUCAGAUUACGCAAUCGUUUACCUUUGAGGAACUUUUUCCCUCGGACUACAUUAAGGUAUGCCCAAACAAUCAUCCAAACCUAGCUGAAUGUAUCAAAAACUCGAUAUUAGAGCUUUUACCCGUGCUCAAAAUCGGAAUACCCGAGCUGAAUAUUCCACCCCUAGAGCCGCUGGAAUUGGAUCGUAUGAGCUUUAAGAGCGGGUCAGAUGCGGCGAAUCUCGCUACGAACUUGACCGAUCUUCAGGUUUGGGGCGCUUCCAGCUUCCAUAUUUUGCAUUUAAGUGUAGGCAACACCAAGACCGGGAGAUCGUUCAGAUUUAAGGUCGAAGUACCUCACCUUUACGGAAUAGGUAAUUAUCAAAUUAACACAAAGCUGUUGUUUUUAGAUUUACAAGGCGAAGGUAAAUUUUACACAAACGUUUCUAAUUACCGCUUCGAUUGCACGCUAAAUGGUAACAUAAUACAGAAUGACGGGCGAAACCAUUUAUUAUUCGAGAAGCUGAUUUGUAAACUGCGAAUCGGCGAAAAAAAGUUGCGUUUAGAUAAUCUGUUCGCUCAAAACCCGAUACUUGCGGAAGCGACGAAGGGCAUUAUCGACGACAACACCGAAGUCUUCUUCAACGAAAUUCGACCGGGAUUGCAAGAUUCGCUAGAUCAAAAAUUUACCGAUUUGGCUAAUCGGAUAACCAUGGCGUUUACUUAUGAGGAAUUGUUUCCUUAAUUGCUAAUAUGCUAUCUUGAAGUAUUGCUAUUAAAUCGCCAUUUGAACCUAUUCCGCCCACA
Messenger RNA from Photinus pyralis (common eastern firefly), 1547 nucleotides. Its product is annotated as protein takeout-like. The record is from RefSeq and is a predicted model, not a curated record. Lineage: Eukaryota; Metazoa; Arthropoda; Insecta; Coleoptera; Lampyridae. The transcript is spliced from 7 exons. Bases 76 to 1485 code for a protein of 469 amino acids.